AUGGGGGGUUUCCCCGUAGAAGGGGCGGUUAGACCACUCGCUCUUCUUCUGGCAUUUGUAUGCUUAUUACUCAGCACUUUAGUGCUCUUGCAGAAGGUCAUGCCUCGCGGAUUACCUAGGCGGUGUCUGCACGUGAUGGCGGGGGCAGGGAACCUAUGUCAUCUUGCAGUGCUCCCACAGACUAUCGGUGCAGCCUCGGUAUCAGCAGCGUUGCCAAUAGCAUUUGGGAUUUUACUCUACAUCUUUGCGAACACCUCAUGGCUCCGAUCUGUUUCAGUGGGCUUGAACAAGAAAAAUAUCAUCAAACAGCACGCCUUACUGGAAUAUGGGAUCUGGUCUGGAGUAACAAACUUCCUCUACACAAGGAACAGAAGCAUCGGGCGUGUGUGUGUCGUGGGCUUGAUUUGCCUCGUGUUUGGAGAUGGGCUGUCCUCAUUAGUUGCAUUCUUCCCCUCUGGGUGGCGGCGCUACCGAGCGCCUGACUCUGCAAAAACAGUUGUAGGUAUGCUUGUAGGAUGCGGCGGAGCAAUGCUUGGUCUUUAUCUAUCUCAAAGUUUUCUCGGUCUUAAUUUGGGCCUCAACGUGACACAGAUGAUCAUUAUCGCCGUCUCUGCCGGGAUCAUUGAGGCUCUGCGUAUAUCUGGCGAGUGGGAUAAUACAACUGUCUUCAUAGGGAUCUUUGUUCUGCGAUAUUACAUUAUCGCUGAUUCUUAUUAUAAGUUCUGUGUUAUUUGGGCUAUUAUCCUGAUGGGUGAGCUGUGUGUAGCCAGACAUUAUCUGACUGUUCACGGGGCUCGGGCUGGAAUCCUUGUGUUCUUUGCACAUGCGCUGGCCGGCUAUGAAUUCUUAACCCCUCUAUUUCUUUUUGUCAUCGGCAGCCUAUUUGCCUCUAAAGUUUUUAAGCACCGCAUCUCCACCUUCGUGGCUGAUGUAUUUAUCAGAAAUGCAUAUCAGGUUCUUUCCAACUCCUAUGUAGGGCUGGUUUGCUCCUUAAUAUCCCGCAUAUAUCCGAGACAACACCGUCAGACUUUUCUCUUUCUCACGUUCAUUAACUAUGCAGAAGCAUUUGCUGAUACCUUGGCAUCUGAGGUUGGCCUGGGCCUAGCGAAGCCUGAGUCCAGAGUCUUUGUCCUGGGAAGACUCAAGCUUGCACCUCCAGGCACAGACGGCGGCAUGUCUCUUUGUGGGACUGUUGCAUCUAUUAUUGGUGCGGGAGCCAUUGCAUAUCUUUGGUGCCUGCAGGGAGGAAGACCAUUUCCCGAAGCCGUCUAUAUCUUUUGUCUAGGGAUACAAGGAUCUCUUACAGAUUCUCUUCUAGGGUCACUCUUUCAAGAAAACCGUGUCUUACAAGAUGGAAGGCUGGGUAGGAAUGAGGGUAUCCGUGGCGCCGUUUCUCUGAGGCAGGGCAAACUGCGAUUAUCUAACACAGCUGUUAAUAUGCUGAGCGUAUUAUCAGCAUCGCUUUCUGGACUUCUUCUUGUCCUACGGGGCAAGGUUUUGUGA
Messenger RNA from Giardia duodenalis, 1503 nucleotides. RefSeq lists its product as uncharacterized. NCBI's taxonomy places the organism in Eukaryota, Fornicata, Diplomonadida, Hexamitidae. The record is from RefSeq and is a predicted model, not a curated record. Bases 1 to 1503 code for a protein of 500 amino acids. The transcript has a single exon. Gene Ontology annotation, cellular component: membrane.